Molecule: messenger RNA, 555 nt
Organism: Alternaria atra
Lineage: Eukaryota; Fungi; Ascomycota; Dothideomycetes; Pleosporales; Pleosporaceae
Exons: 2
Coding region: 1-555 (184 amino acids)
Biological process (GO): tRNA 5'-leader removal
Cellular component (GO): ribonuclease P complex
Source: RefSeq, a predicted model, not a curated record
AUGGUGCGCGUCAAGAAUCGCUACUUGGUAGUAAACUUUCUAUACCCGGAACCUCCCGCGAAGAGCAAGACGCAGCUCCCAGAUGUCAUUCAGAUCAAUUCGCCGACGCCUGAUGCUCUUAAGCAAGGCCUCAUUAUCCGCAUGAUACGAGAGGGAGUCGAAGAGCUAUUUGGCGACUAUGGUGCUGGCAUGGUGUCUUCGGGGCUGAAAGUCAACUACUGUUCUCCCUCGACCAGCACAGCCAUAAUACGAUGUCCUCGAGAUCACUACGGAAUGGUCUGGGCAGCCCUCACAUAUAUUACCCACCUUCCCAAACCCCUCGAUAUACCCGUUGUGAUAAGAGUCGUAAGAGUAAGCGGUACGAUUAAAAAGGCGGAAGAGGAGGUUAUCCGGCGGUCACGGCACAUCAUCAAAAGAGCAAGAGCUUGGGAUGGUGCUGGGGACUUGCCGAUGCUACAGAGUGUAGAGAAGGCGGUAGACAAAGAAAGGAAAAGCGAGAGCGAGGUGCUUGCUGAGAUUGACGAUGGCAAUGAGAGUGAAGACAUGAGUGAGUAG